UAGACAUGCGUGUGUGACUUCCAGUCCUUGCUCCAAUUCAUCAUUUGCAGUUGCACGCACGGAGCUUGACUCACUGUGUACUGAAGAACAUAAUAGCCAGAAAUGGAAUUAAGGGGCAUGGCCAAUUAUCACAAGUUACUAGCAACAUCAUCACUCUGCAUCAUGAUUUUGUUUGCUCAUUUGAUUUUCUUUGUUGAAGCUGCCCCUGCAGGCUCUCUCGUCACAAAACUCCCUGGUUUUAAAGGCAAUUUCCCAUCCAAGCACUACUCCGGAUAUGUGAAUAUUGAUGGAAAUGGUGAGAAUGGGAAGAACUUGUUCUACUACUUUGUGAGUUCAGAGAGAAAUCCAGGGAAGGACCCGGUAGUUCUGUGGCUGAAUGGUGGACCUGGCUGCUCCAGCUUAGAUGGCUUUGUUUAUGAACAUGGACCAUUCAACUUCCAGGCAGCAAAAACAAAAGGGGAUCUGCCCAUUUUGCAUAUCAAUCCUUACAGCUGGUCCAAGGUGUCCAACAUUAUAUACUUGGAUUCACCCGCGGGUGUUGGCCUCUCAUACUCAAAGAACUCAAGCAAAUAUGUUACUGAUGACCUACAAACUGCUUCUGACACCCAUGCUUUCCUCUUUAAGUGGUUUGAGCAAUUUCCCGAAUUUCUGGCCAAUCCAUUUUAUUUGUCCGGGGAGUCUUAUGCUGGAGUUUACGUGCCCACUCUAGCUAUCGAAGUUGUUAAAGGAAUCCAAAGUGGUAAAAAGCCCUUGAUCAACUUUAAGGGUUACAUGAUUGGAAAUGGGGUCACGGACUCAAAAAUUGAGGACAAUACUUUCAUCCCAUUUGUGCACGGGAUGGGCCUCAUAUCCGACAACAUCUAUGAGGCAGUUGAAGCUUCUUGCAAAGGGGAUUACAAUUCUCACUCAAAGAAUGAGGAUGAUCUAUGCUCUAAGAACAUGGAUAGAGUUUAUAGGGCUCUUGAUGGACUUAACGUGUACAAUAUAUUAGAGCCUUGCUACCAUUACCCAGAUUCUGCAGCAGCAAAAGGAAAUGGAAGCUUAUUGCCACUAAGUUUCCAGCAAUUAGGGGUUACAGAGAGGCCUCUCCCAGUGAGAAAGAGGAUGUUUGGUAGAGCUUGGCCUUUUAGAGCACCAGUCAAAGAUGGUCUUCUAACACUGUGGCCUGAAUUGGCUCAAACUCAAACCAGACAUGUCCCAUGUGUUGAUGAUGAAGUAGCAAGCUCAUGGCUAAACAAUGAUGCAGUCAGAAAAGCCAUUCAUGCUGAGAGGGAUAGUGUGGCUGGUCCAUGGGAAUUAUGCACCUCAAGGAUAAAGUAUUAUCACAAUACUGGUGAGAGCAUGAUUCCUUACCACAAGAACCUAACUAAGUUGGGAUACCGAGCACUUAUCUACAGUGGUGACCAUGAUAUGUGUGUACCAUUUACCGGAAGUGAGGCUUGGACAAGAUCUCUUGGAUAUAAGAUUGUGGAUGAAUGGAGGCAAUGGAGAUCUAACAACCAAGUUGCUGGGUACUUACAAGCGUAUGAGAACAACCUUAUCUUCCUCACAGUAAAAGGAGCUGGUCAUACAGUGCCAGAAUAUAAGCCUAGGGAGGCACUGGAUUUUUACAGGCGUUGGUUGGAAGGAAGACCAAUAUAAGUAAAUGCAUGAAUAAAUUAUGUCGUUGACAAGAAAAUAAUAAUUAUGUUUCAACUUUCUAGUGUACACAAUAAACCGUACAUGCAUUAUGAAUACAGUUACAGAGGUAUAACUUUUUAAGUCUCCCAAUAUAUCAUUACUUUUGAGAUUUAUAUGAUCCCAACAUUGAACCA
Lotus japonicus is the source of this 1814-nucleotide messenger RNA. Its product is annotated as serine carboxypeptidase-like 20. Gene Ontology annotation, biological process: proteolysis; secondary metabolic process. The transcript is spliced from 14 exons. Gene Ontology annotation, molecular function: acyltransferase activity, transferring groups other than amino-acyl groups; serine-type carboxypeptidase activity. Bases 103 to 1641 code for a protein of 512 amino acids. The record is from RefSeq and is a predicted model, not a curated record. NCBI's taxonomy places the organism in Eukaryota, Viridiplantae, Streptophyta, Magnoliopsida, Fabales, Fabaceae.